Molecule: messenger RNA, 342 nt
Organism: Caenorhabditis elegans
Lineage: Eukaryota; Metazoa; Nematoda; Chromadorea; Rhabditida; Rhabditidae
Gene: F56D6.13
Exons: 1
Coding region: 1-342 (113 amino acids)
Source: RefSeq, marked reviewed
AUGUUCAUCACACGUGGGCUCAUUCUCAUCUCAUUGCUCUUCGUUUUCGUACUGAUGGAUGAGGAGUUUGACAAAAAAGUUGCAAAAAUGAACAAUGACCAUGAUAAAAAAGUUGCGAAGAACAAUGAAGCUUACGACAAAGCCGUCGCAGAACAAAAAUCAAUGUGGGAUAAGUUUUUGGCAUACGGUACCGCCGUGGUUGUGGUCGUUUUUGUUGUGCCCAUUCUGAUUUCAAUUGCUGCAAGUGUCAUUACGUGUAUCCUGGUUCGUCGCUGCAAUCGGAAUAGGUAUGGUGGUCCAGGUGGACCCACACAAGGAGGAACUACCGGUGGAGGAUUUUAA